Molecule: messenger RNA, 663 nt
Organism: Macrosiphum euphorbiae (potato aphid)
Lineage: Eukaryota; Metazoa; Arthropoda; Insecta; Hemiptera; Aphididae
Source: the annotation of a GenBank genome assembly
AUGGCGCCCAAGAAGUACAACAACAGCAGGUCCAACAGCAGCUAUAUGGCGCCUGCCGUCGCGUUGCCCGAAAGGGGACCAGUUGAAGCUUUGGUAUAUUGGAGAGAUCCCAUAUCAUCAGGCAUUGUUUUUGGUGCUACGUUAGUUGUACUGCUGUCGUUUGCAUAUAUGUCACUGAUUAGCGUAGUCGCUUAUCUGGCCAUGUUCAUUCAAUCUGGAUGCAUUAUUUUACGUUUGUACAAAACCGCCCUACAGACAGUCAAUAAAACUAAUGAAAGUCAUCCAUUCCAAGAAUAUCUUGACUUGGACAUCAGGCUACCACAGGAAAAAGCCGAAGAAGUGAGCAAAUUAGCUGUUGUACACGUUAAUGCCGUAUUGGUUGAACUUCGCCGCUUGUUACUCGCUGAAGACUUGGUCGACUCAGCCAAAUUCUUUGGUAUUCUCUGGGUGUUGACAUAUGUUGGCGCUUUGUUCAACGGCCUUACACUCAUAAUUAUUGGAUUUGUUGCUUUGUUCACAUUACCCAAAGUCUAUGAGAACAAUAAGACUCAAAUCGAUCAAAAUAUUGAAGUAGUUAGAAGCAAGAUUGCUGAAUUGACUAACAAAGUUCGAGCUGCUAUUCCAAUUGGAAAAAAGAAUCCAGAGACAAAAAAGAAGGAAUAA